Polyodon spathula (Mississippi paddlefish) is the source of this 1997-nucleotide messenger RNA. RefSeq names its product transmembrane emp24 domain-containing protein 3-like. The record is from RefSeq and is a predicted model, not a curated record. The transcript is spliced from 3 exons. Gene Ontology annotation, cellular component: COPII-coated ER to Golgi transport vesicle; endoplasmic reticulum; Golgi apparatus. The coding region runs from base 218 to 868 and encodes 216 amino acids. Lineage: Eukaryota; Metazoa; Chordata; Actinopteri; Acipenseriformes; Polyodontidae. Gene Ontology annotation, biological process: Golgi organization; intracellular protein transport; endoplasmic reticulum to Golgi vesicle-mediated transport.
UCCUCACCGCUACGUCUUCUUGCAGCCCCGGAAGCGCUCCUGUCUGGUGCCACGUCAGGCUUUUACCGGUACAUAAACACCAUCACUGUCAUAUCCAGACUGCAUCCAUAAUACCGAGCAUCUCCAGUGGACAGAGUUUUAAAGGACAGCCUGAGCCUCUUCGUUUUGUAUUAGCGCGUUUCGGUAAUCCACUGUCUCCCGUGAUAAGCCGUGCAUCAUGACAGUCACGAUUCCUUUGUUCCGUUGCUUCCUCUUAUUCUUUCAUGUUGUUGUAGUUUUUCAUUUGGUUUCCGCGACUGAGCUGACGUUUGAGUUGGCUGAUGACGACAAACAAUGCUUCUUUGAAGAAAUUGAAAAAGGAGAAAAGUUUUCACUAGAUUAUCAAGUAAUUACAGGUGGUAACUAUGACGUAGACUGUUCCAUCGUGGAUCCAGGAGCGAAGGUCCUGUACGAAGAGAGUAAGAAGCAGUACGACCACUUCAGCCACACGGCUGAGGAGACCGGUGUGUACAAGGUCUGCUUCAGCAAUGAGUUCUCCACCUUCUCGCACAAGACAGUGUACUUCGACCUGCAAACCGGGGAGGAGCCUGCCCUUAUCCCAGAAAUGCAUAACAGGGUCUCCGCUCUCACCCAGAUGGAAUCCUCCAGCGUCUUAAUCCACGAGAUCCUGAAGACCAUCUCCGAGUCCCAGACUCACUACCGCCUGAGGGAAGCCAUUGACCGCAUCAGGGCGGACGAGAUCCACGAGCACGUCAUGUACUGGUCAGUCGGGGAGACGCUCAUCCUCUUUGUGGUCAGCAUCAGCCAGGUGGUGAUGCUCAAAAGCUUCUUCACUGACAAGAAGCCCCUCCCAGGACUCAGCUCCUAGACAUGGGAGUUUUCUUCCAUUUUGCAGGGUGUGUAUCAAGGUACACAAUCUUUUUCAAAUUUGUACUUUUCUUUGGUGCAUAGUGUCUCCUCCAGUAUGUUAUAUUCAUGCCAUGCUCUUUGUUGCAUUUCUUUUUUAAUUAUUGUUAACGAUUUUCAAGGCACACACUAUGAUUGAUGAGAAAGUGCCUCCUGUUUCAUGCCUCAAUGUCCUUUUACUUCCCCUGGAAAUGCACGCACAAACAGGCUAAGCUUUGGAACUGUGCUCUUAAUUGAAACCUUUGGCACCCAGCCUUAGAAAAAAGAUAUAUAAAUAUUUAUCUGUAUUGCAAUCUUUUAUCGAUUUGACUUUAAAAAGACACACACACAGACAGCACAUUCUUUAAAUUGCAAAAGUUUAAGGAGUAGCAACAUUUUCUCAUCAAACAAGCUGCUGGAAAAUAGCUUUAUGAGUCUAAAAUCGGGUUCUAUUCCACGCUAACCCUGUGGACAUGGUAAAGGCAGGUGCUGCCUAAGCCCGUGUGGAAUGUGUGCGCCUGAUUCUACAGCUUGGCUGUUACUUUCUUUAUCUUUUUGGACAUUGUUUUAGCACUUGGACUUGGUGUACUAUAAUUGACACCAAAAGCAGUAAAUGUUAAAUAUAACUCUCUGGUCUUACAAAACUGCAUCAGGUUCCUCUCACUAUCCACUCGUCAUCCAUUCCUGUAUCCUGUUUGUCUUGACUGCAUUUCAGCAAGUUCCACAUUCCUCGAGAAGCAUCUGCUAAAGGUAUUGAGACCCAGGCCAUUAACAGGAAGGUUGUGUCGAGGCUUGUGUCUUGAAGCUGUUGUUUUCCACCCUCUUUGUGGAUGCUCAGUGUGUGAUUGUGUGCCAGGGAGCUACGUUCUGGGUUCUGGUGGGUUCAUGUUUCUGCCCUGUGGGGCAGGUUUAGCUCAUUUCUUUCCUUGACAGGAAUCCAGUAUGUGUUCAUCGUUUGCUCUGUGGCAAGACACUGAACCACGUGGUGACUGUUUGUUCCCUGCGAGACAGACCUGUGUGAGCAAAGCAAAGCAAGGAGGUACAAUUAGAGAGGAGGGCAGGAGGGGAACAUGUACUUCAAAACGAAAUAAAAACAGCAUUGCAAAAAUGGA